AAAAGCUAUCACCCGCCACUACUGCCUUUUCUUGUCGAGACGUGCGAUCGAAGAGACACGUUUGAAAGAUGCAGAUUUUCGUGAAAACCCUCACUGGCAAGACCAUCACCCUUGAGGUCGAGCCGUCGGACACUAUCGAGAAUGUGAAGGCGAAAAUUCAGGAUAAGGAAGGAAUUCCGCCAGAUCAACAGCGUCUGAUCUUUGCCGGUAAGCAGCUGGAGGAUGGCCGUACCCUUUCGGACUACAAUAUUCAGAAGGAGUCGACCCUUCACCUGGUUCUGCGACUUCGUGGUGGUAUCAUUGAGCCAUCUCUGCGUAUCCUGGCCCAGAAAUACAACUGCGACAAAAUGAUUUGCCGCAAGUGCUACGCUCGUCUGCAUCCGAGAGCGACCAACUGCCGCAAGAAGAAGUGUGGCCACACCAACAACCUGCGCCCGAAGAAGAAGCUGAAGUAGACAAAUAUGCUACUACUCCGCAUCUUCGUUUCGACCGAGAUUUGGAAUGUGUAUGUUCUGUCCAUCAGUGGAAUAAUAAAUAUCUGAUGUUAACAACAUAGA
Anopheles coustani is the source of this 557-nucleotide messenger RNA. RefSeq names its product ubiquitin-ribosomal protein eL40 fusion protein (gene RpL40). NCBI's taxonomy places the organism in Eukaryota, Metazoa, Arthropoda, Insecta, Diptera, Culicidae. Bases 69 to 455 code for a protein of 128 amino acids. The transcript has 3 exons. The record is from RefSeq and is a predicted model, not a curated record. Gene Ontology annotation, biological process: translation; modification-dependent protein catabolic process; protein ubiquitination. Gene Ontology annotation, cellular component: cytoplasm; nucleus; ribosome. Gene Ontology annotation, molecular function: structural constituent of ribosome; protein tag activity; ubiquitin protein ligase binding.